UCGGAUCCAGUCAGCGAAGCGAGGUUCUCCGGGCUCGCAGCUACUGCUGUGAAACGUCCCUGCCGACUCUGGAGAGGCCAGCGUCUCCUUUCACCAAGGGGUUAACCCGCGGAGCUGGCAGCAAGAGCGAGUCCGGUUGCUCGAACGAAGCCCAGGUAGAAGUUCUGUGCUUACAAAGAGGUUAAACAGAAAUUGACCUUAUUGCAUCCAUCAUAUCGCAGUCAUAUGAAACAGCACCCGCCUUCCAGUGAUCAACCUGGUGCCUCGAUGGCAAGUCGUGCUCAACUGAAGUACUUAGGAGGAACAGCCAUGCAGGAGCAGCGAGCACGGUGGGAAAGAAAGAGGAUUCGGACAGCAAAAGAGUUAAUUGAGACUGAACAGAGGUACUUCGAACAGCUGGAGUUAGUUGUAGUGUAUUUUAUAGAGAUUUUAAAGGCAAAGGGGACUCUGCAACCAGCAGCAAGAGAUGCCAUAUUUUGUACCUUCAAGUCCAUCCAUUCAGUAAAUAGGGCACUGUUGAGUUAUCUUGAAGAUGGGAAGAUUGGAUUGGGCUUUGACAACUUCUGUCCUCACCUGAAGUUGUACAUCACCUACACAGAUAACAUGGAGCACGCCUUCAAAGUCUUGCAGGGACAAAUAAAGAAAAAUAAACAAUUUGCACGAUUUAAAAAGCUUCAAGAGUCUCGACCAGAAUUCCAAGGGUUGACAUUAGAAGAUUUGCUUUCACUGCCUCGUAAACGUAUUCAUCAGUACAAGCAUCUGCUGCGAGAUUUGAUUGGAAACACCAACCCGGAUGAUCCGGAGUUCCAACAACUUGAAAAUGCGGUAAAGGCUAUUUCCGAAGCUUCCCAGUACAGUCAAGACCAAGCUCGGAGGCAUGAGAAUUACCUGCAGGUGCUAAGAGUGCAGAAACUGUUGAAAGGACAAAGGAGCAAGGUGUUGGCUCCAGGAAGGAGGUAUAUCCGUGAGGGCUGGCUGACUACUGUGCCACCUAAGGGUGAGGAGUUGAAACACAAAAUGUUCUUUCUGUUCUCGGAUAUGCUUCUGAUGACCAAACCUUGCCAUCCACUCCACCCCGUGCAUUCUGACAAGUUUGUCUGGCAGAAGGCCUACCCUUUGAUUGAGGGCACCGUGGAGAAAGUCUUUGGACACACUGAGAGUCGGGGAGGACUGAUUAGCCUAACCUUUCCUGAGGAAAAGGUCCUUGUAAUGUCGAAUGACCAAGAAGACAUCAACAACUGGUACCGGUGCCUGUCUGCUGCCAUUGGGCAGUUACAAUCCCGGUCCACUGUCAUCCAGAGGAAGGACAACCUAGCGAGAAGACCGCUGCGGUCAGCUGAAAGCCCGGCACAGAUGAAUGUUGCCUCACCUACCCCGAAAGCAGGCAGCAAGAGAUAUUUGAGUGAUCAACCGUGUAAGGAUCCAAGUCAUACCAAGAAUGACCAAAUGGAAGUAAAACGAAUUAAGCUGAUGCCAAAUCCCACUGUGAGGAGCCAGGUUUGGAAUCCUCACUGGAAGUGGGAUGUGGAUGGUAACGGAAGGCCUUUUUCUACAUCAGAGCUGGUCAGUCUGGAGUGUUUGACCCAAAGUGGUUCUCAGGCAAAGACUGUGUUCCAUAAAGGACAGCUGAAUAAAAAAUGUGACAAGUUUAUCGAUUGUGACUAAGCCUUGCGUUGCCUUAUGUUUUAGAACACUGUGUUGCUCCCCUGCUACUGGCAUAUUUAUUUAGAAGAAACUGUUGAUUUUUCCAGGUUCGAUGAGACUAUCUCCAAUGAAAAGCCUCCAGGAACCAGUUGUAUCAUUCUGUAAAGUUUCCAUGCGUCGUAAAGGGCUGGACUCUAUUCUGUACAAAGAAGAUGAGCUGGAACAUACAAUGUUUGAAGAAGGCUUGUAAUGUACCUUGAAUCAAAACUGAAACUGUUGAUUUGUACCUGACCAAACUGGCAGAGGAUGUUACCCUUGCAAUUUACAAACCCAAGUACUUUCCUUAUAUGAUUCACUGUCUGAUUCCUGCUGUAUUCUAUAAAGUGCCAGUGGUUCUGCAAGACAGCUUGUGCUUGGAGUGAAAGAGUCAAGCUUGCAGUUAAUGUUAGCUAACUGCUCUAUUUUAAAUCCUAGCAGGUUUAACUUUCAACCAUAAGCAGUUCAGUUCUAUGCUUCCAUACUGUUGCUUGAAUAUCCUGGACCUGGGGAUUGAGAAAUAACUGUUCUUCAUACCACUGCUAUAUUAGUGGAUGCAUUCUGAAUAAAAACACGGAAGUUUUUUUGGUAUAAACAAUCUGAGCCAUUGCAUGUUAGCAGAAGGCUGGAUGUUGAUCUGGAUUAGCACAAUUACAGGCGCAAUUUGAUAUCCAUGUAAAGGACAUUAUGAAUGGUGACGCAUUGCCACGAAGAGAGGUCAUGAGUGGUUGGCAUGAAUUGAAGGACUUUUGAAGCGGUUUAGAAUUGCGCUGUGCAUUGGAAUUUGAAACUGAGAUUUCAGCUAAAAGAUGGCACCGAUACUUGCGAUGUUAACCCUCAAUUGCCCCCACCUUUUGAACUCUUGGUAAGCAGCCAUUGUGAAUGGCUGAGAAAUUGUUAACACACACUGGCAGUAAUCCAACUUUGAAUAACAGAGGUUUGAUGCUUUGUGAACAUCUAAAUGUCCUGACUUGUGCUCAUGACACACCAAAGAGAAAUAUCCCCUGACUGAAAGCCACUUAAAUUGGCAUUGAAUUGCCAGACAUAUACCUAUGCAAGUGAUCGGUUUAGAACCUAAUAAAAAAAGCAGGCAACAGCAAUUUUGAUCAAGUGGGUAUGAUACUUGUGCCGUAGAAAAUACUAUUUAAUGAUCAUGGAAUGCUCACAUUGCAAGCCAGGACAGAUCCGCCUCAAACAAGGAACAAGUUUUAAUUAAUGCUUUAAUGAUGUGUCCUCAAUUAUAGAUCACUACUGAUUAUAUUAGCGUUAAUUGUUUUAUGUUCCUUACUUGAUCAUUACUAAAAUAGCUAUUAAUUUGUGAUACAGACUAAUGAAUAAGAAAUUUUUUUCAGAUAUUUUAUGAUCAUUAAGCUGAGAGAUGCUUCUCAGCAACAUAUGAGUUUAAUCUUUCAUUGUGAGUACCACUUAAAAUAAAAUGACAAAUUUUGGGCUUCUGUACUUUAAGGAAUUGCAGUGGGGAGAAAAUUAAAGAAAAUUUGAUGUUCUACAAAAUUACCUCUAUUUAAUUCAAAGCACAUUAUUUGUUUAAAGAAAUGUGAUUCUAAUAUGAUUUUUGUUUGCAAGGAACAUGAAGGGAAAAAAUCUUCAGUCAUCUUGUUGAGUGGUUUUGGUAGAUAUUGGCCAAUUUUGGCUGCACUGUUAUUUAAAAGGGUUUGAAGUUUUUGAUAAUCCCCCUUCCCCCAUCACUUAAAACGAAAAUAUAACCUCUGUUAAAACUGUCAGCUGUCCAGACAUGUUAUUUUUAAGAAGAUCCAUGGCUCCUUUGAGGCCUGUUCACUCAACUCGCACUUUUCUAAAAAAUGUUGAGGAAUCAAUUUUUAAAUAAAAUUUUGCUGAAAAAUAACAGUCAGAGCUAGCAUUAAGUUGCAGAAAUUGGUUUACAAUAAAGAUCGCAGAGCUGCUUCCAAUGAUACCUCAGUUUCUAUGACAAUUGUGAAGAUGAAAUUUUACUGAUACUGUUUAAGAGGAAUGAAGUUACAUGCAAAUUUUGUGUCAAGCUAUUUAUAUUAUUACUAAACCUUGCUCAUAAAUAUCUUUGAAAUGCAUUCAAAUCUUCUGUCUGUCUUGCGGUAUAAUCAAAACUGAUUGCUAAAAUGGUUGUCAGAUGUGUUGUGUCACGAAGUGAGGGUGAAUGCCACACCAUGAAGAGGGUAUGGAUUAAUGUUUGCAGCCUCCAACACAGUAGAUUUCUGGUUAAGGUCAGGCUGCUUGGAGAAAGGGCAAUGUUCCUAAGCAAGAGACGGAAGUAGUGGGAUGGAGCGGGUUGGCAAAGCAAGCUUGAGUUUAUGUGCAAACUGUCAAUAAGGAAGAAAUCUGCAAAAGAACCUCCUUGCUGCUCAUUUUUUUUCUCCAUGAGAUUCUUAAUUACUUUCACUAGAGACCUCGGUUAAAUCCCGACCUUGGGAGCUCUCCGAGUGUGUUCUCCCUGUGACUACGUGGGUUGGCCCCGGUUUCUCCCCACAUCUUAAAAAUGUUCACUUUGGAUAAAUUGCCCCUAGUGUGUAGAUCAGUGGUUGAGUCUGGGGGGGGGGGGGGGGCAUCGAAGAGAAUAGGGGUGGAAUAAUAAAAUUGGACAAAUCCAGGCUUAGUGUAAGAUGGUUGAUCGAUGUUCAGUGCAGACUUGAGGUGAAGCUUAAUUCUGUGUUGCAUAUCUCCAAGAUUUGAUAACCAAAAACAACCCAGGUUAUUUUAUUUACUAAUAUGAAUUACUUUUUUAAAAAGUUGCAUCAAACUCAAAUGAUGAACAAUUGAAAGAUGUUACUGGCCUUGUAAUAACCUGUUGAGUUACCAUUAAUGCACAGCAUGAUUUGGUGGGGAGGCAAACAGUGUGUCAAUCUUUAUUGCAAUAUGAUUUUAUGAUUUCAGUACAAUUGUGGAGCUAUUUUACCCCUGGUGAGGCUGCAACUGAAACAGUUUGCAAAUCUGGUCU
Hypanus sabinus (Atlantic stingray) is the source of this 4630-nucleotide messenger RNA. RefSeq names its product Rho guanine nucleotide exchange factor (GEF) 39 (gene arhgef39). The record is from RefSeq and is a predicted model, not a curated record. Gene Ontology annotation, biological process: positive regulation of cell migration. Lineage: Eukaryota; Metazoa; Chordata; Chondrichthyes; Myliobatiformes; Dasyatidae. Gene Ontology annotation, cellular component: plasma membrane. The coding region runs from base 226 to 1665 and encodes 479 amino acids. Gene Ontology annotation, molecular function: guanyl-nucleotide exchange factor activity. The transcript is spliced from 13 exons.